GGGAGGGAGGGCCACGCGGGGAGGGAGGGCCACGCGGGGAGGGAGGGCCACGCGCGGAGGGAAGGCCACGCGGGGAGGCCCGCAGUCCGCGCGCUCCUCCGCCUGCAAGAUGAGCUCCAAGGGCAAGAAACGCGUGGUGCUGCCCACGCGCCCUGCGCCGCCCACGGUGGAGCAGAUCCUGGAGGACGUGCGAGGGGCGCCCGCCCACGACCCCGUUUUCACCGCCCUGGCGCCGGAAGACCCCCCAGAUCCAUCCCCAAGGACCGACGACCCUGAGGCCAGGUACGAGCAGAUCUACCAACAGAGCCGUGCCUAUGUGGCCAUGAACGAGAGGCUGCGGCAGGCGGGGGACACGCUGAGGCAGAAGUUCGAGGAGCUUCGGCAGGCUGGUCAGAGGCUUGAACAGGAUGUUAGCCAGGUGACCUCAGCCACCUCCUAGAGCCGAGGCUCCAGCUGAGGCGCUUGCCAAGGCCAGGCAUCUGGCUGACAACCAGAGGCUCUGGGUCAACAUCUGCCGCCCCAGCACUGGACUGAGGGGUCCCAGUGGCUCACUGGGCAGGCUUUGGGUCUUGGUUCCCUCUUCCAUCCUUGGUGGCCUCUAAUUUGGGGUGGAUCAGGGACGUGGCCACCUCCUCAUUCAUGGCGGCACCGGCCUGGAUUGCAUCUAGGACUUGGCUGGAGGUCGGGGCUCAGAGCCAGCCUGCCCCACAGUGACCAGCCCUCAGCCACUGUGCCCUGGUCCCACUUCCUGCCCCAUGUCGUCACCCUGGGCAGCUAGGGUCUCCAUCCCCAACAUCCACAGCAGGCUAGACCCUGUAUGUCCAGUGUCACCUCAGUUGAGAAGAUGGACCGACUACCCCCUUCCGAGAGCCUGGCUGCCGCGGCCUUACCUGCUCUCUGGUCCCAUCUCCCUAGGGCUGGAGGAACUCAGCAAGGGGGUUUUCACUGCAGGAAGUCCAGGAGAGGCCCAAAGCACGGACAGUGCAGGGAUCUCUGCAGGUCCCUGCAUCAUGCAAGCUCAGCUGGGCACCCAUAGGACGCCCGUGUGGUGGGCAUUGCCCCUUCUGGACCUGUGGUUCGGUUGACCUUCUUGCUGAAGCCCCACCGCUCUAGGGUGGGCAGGCUUCAUUUCUGGAACAUCAGAGUUUGAUUCUAGAGCUCACACCUCCCCAUAGUUGGACACUGGAUCUCUGGGCCCCAAGUCCAUGCCAGCCUCUUCGCGCCUUGGGGGGGUCGGCCACCCCACAUGACUUCUCACAUCCCAAGCUGGCUGGGACUAUGUCAGAAAUGGCCUUGGCGCGUGGCCACCUUAUUCCUGCCGUUCCCCAUUCCUCGGAGUCACAGAGACCUAUUUAUUCCGGGUUUCCGGGUCCCCACCUCCAGAAGUGGCCGGUGGCUGGUGUCCUAGAGCAAAUGGCCGGGUGUGGCUCGGCUGACCCUGAGUCAACCUCGGCUCUAGCAUGUGUGGACCUGGUGCAGUGUCCAGUCGGCGGGGGCUCAGGUCUGUGCACCAGCGCCUUGUGGGGUUGGACUGUAGCUCCGGUAGAAGGUUCUGGAACAACCUCCCCACUCCAUAUCCCAUGUUGAAGAUGAAAGCCUUGGGCAGCCCCAGAGCGACUCAGCGACUGAUUUUAUUAAAGAUGUGAACAAGAACCAGAA
This is a messenger RNA of Peromyscus californicus insignis, 1659 nucleotides long. RefSeq names its product chromosome unknown C19orf25 homolog (gene CUNH19orf25). The record is from RefSeq and is a predicted model, not a curated record. The coding region runs from base 110 to 439 and encodes 109 amino acids. The transcript is spliced from 2 exons. Lineage: Eukaryota; Metazoa; Chordata; Mammalia; Rodentia; Cricetidae.